CGCACGCGCUUCCCGACGGCGCGGCCCGACCCGACGGCGCCUGCUGCGGCCCGAGCGCGCGCGGGCGGCGGGGCCAGCGGCCCGCGGGCGGCUCUCGCGGGCGUCCGGCGGCGCGUCGAGGCCAGCGCGGGCCCCCGGGCCAGUCUCCUCCCCCGGCGCCCCGGAAGCGCGGCCCGGGGGGCGAUGCGCCGGCGCCCGCGGCGGCCCCGAGGCUGAGCCCGGCAUGGGCUGCGCCCCGAGCAUCCACAGCGCCGAGAGCCCCGCGCCCCGCCGCGGGGGCCCCGGGGCCCAGGACGCGCCCAGCGCCGCCGCGCCCAGCGCCCGCGGCCACCGCCUGGCCGAGUCGGAGCCGCGCGGCCUGGAGGAGAUGGUUUGCAGUGUGCAGUUUGGACCCAUGAGGUUCCAUCCAGACCAGCUUCAGGUGCUGCUGGUGUUUGCUCAGGAGGACGGGCAGUGUGCUGGGUUCUGCAGGGCUUGCGAGUGGCUGGGCUUCAAGUACAGCGUGGCCAGGGAGACGCAGACCGUGCUGGGCUGCUUCCUGGACCAGCACCAUGACGUCAUCGUCAUCGACCACCGGGCCCCGGAGAAGCUGGAUGCUGAGGCUCUCUGCAGGUCGAUCAGAUCAGCCGAGCUCUCAGAGAACACUGUGAUCGUGGGCGUGGUGAGCAGGACUAAUGUGGAAGAGACGUCGGCACUGCCCCUCAUUGCCGCUGGCUUCACCAGGAGGUACGUGGAGGACCCGAGCCCCAUGGCCUGCUACAACGAGCUGUUGCAGCUGGAGUUCGGAGAGGUGCGGUCUCAGCUGAAGCUCAGGGCCUGCAACUCCGUGUUCGCGGCGCUGGAGAGGAGUCAAGAGGCUGUGGAGAUCACCAGCGAGGACCACGUCAUACAGUAUGCAAAUCCGGCCUUCGAGAGCACCAUGGGGUACCAGUCCGGGGAGCUUCUGGGGAAGGAGGUGGCCGAGCCUGUCCAGGAGGCAGUCCUGCUGGGCACCCUGGAUGCUCCAGCCCACACAGGCAAGGAGUGGCAGGGGAUCUACAGUGUCAAGAAGAAGAACGGGGACAGUGUCCAGCGGAACGUGAAGAUCGUCCCUGUCGUGGGGCAGGGCGGAAAAAUUAGACACUAUGUGUCUAUUAUCCGAGUAUGCAAUGGCAACAGUAAGGCUGAGAAGCGAGCAGAGUGUGCACAGCCGGACACCCGCACAGAUAACCUGUCCGGCCGCUACAGAGACAGGCGGAAAACCUCCCUGGACAUCAAAACGGUGACUUCCCGCACCAGUGAAGUCUCUGCCCAGAGGCGCCACUCGUCCAUGGCCCGCAUCCACUCCAUGAUCAUAGAGACACCCAUCACCAAGGUGAUCAACAUCCUGAGAGCGGCGCAGGCUGGCAGCCCCGUGCCCGUGGUGGAGGCGCUGGGCCGCGUACUGGACAUCCUCAGGACCACGGAGCUCUACUCCCCUCAGUUCGGGGCCAAGGACGACGACCCUCACGCCAACGACCUGGUGGGGGGCCUUGUGGCGGACGGUUUACGAAGACUCUCAGGGAACGAAUACGUCCUCACAACGAAGGCCCUCCAGCCAGUCCCCAGCCCCCCCGUGUCCCUGAAGGACAUCCCCCCAAACAUUGCACAGGCCUUAGAGGCUGAGGACAGCUGGGACUUCAACAUCUUCGAGCUGGAGGCUGCCAGCCACAACAGGCCUCUUGUCUACCUGGGCCUCAAGAUCUUCAGCCGCUUCGGCCUCUGUGAAUUCCUGAGGUGCCCCGAGGCCACGCUGCGGGCCUGGCUGCAGACCAUUGAGGCCAACUACCACACCAGCAACCCUUACCACAACUCCACACACGCAGCCGAUGUGCUGCAGGCCACGGCCUACUUCCUCUACAAGGACAGGACCAAGCAAACACUCGAUCACGUGGACGAGGUGGCUGCCCUCCUGGCCGCCGCCGUUCAUGACGUGGACCACCCUGGGAGAACCAACUCCUUCCUGUGCAACUCGGGCAGCGAGCUGGCCAUCCUGUAUAACGACACGGCCGUGCUUGAGAGCCACCACGCCGCCCUGGCCUUCCAGCUUACCGCUGGGGACGCAGAGUGCAACAUCUUCAAGAAUGUGGACAGAAAUGAGUACCGGAUGCUGAGGCAGAGCAUCAUCGACAUGGUUCUGGCCACAGAGAUGACUCGGCACUUCGAGCACGUCAACAAAUUCGUCAACAGCAUCAACAAGCCCUUGGCGGCCCUAGAGGAAAGCGGGGAGGCAGACCCCGACGCGGUACAGACCAUGCUCAGGGCGCCUGAGAGCCGGGCGCUGGUGAAGCGCAUGCUGAUCAAGUGUGCCGAUGUGUCGAACCCCUGCCGGCCCCUGGAGCAGUGCGUGGAGUGGGCCGCCCGCAUCUCUGAGGAGUACUUUGCACAGACGGAUGAGGAGAAGCAGCAGGACCUGCCGGUGGUGAUGCCCGUGUUCGACCGGCAGACCUGCAGCGUGCCCCGCUCCCAGAUCUCCUUCAUUGACUACUUCAUCACCGACAUGUUCGACGCUUGGGACGCCUUCGUGGGGCUCCCCAACUUGCUGCAGCACCUCGACAACAACUUCAAAUACUGGAAAAGGCUGGAUGAGAUGGGGCUGCGGGGCUCCCAACCGCCCCCCGAGCCCUCCAAGUAGCAGGGGCAUACCAGGCCCUGUCCUUCCAGGAGAGUAGAGCCUGGGGGAGGGGGCACUACCCCCAGAACACUACUGUCGUUGCCUCUCCCAUGGGUGCUGGUGCUGAGCACUGAGGCCAGUCACCGGCAUUAUUUAUUUGGUCAAAAGUGUAAUAUUCUCUAUGGAUCUGAGACUCCUCCAGAGUUACAUGCAGUUCUGGACACCGCGGCCCCCUUCACAGGACGCGUGUCCAUUCGGAAGCUGUCCAUGCUGGACUCUGGUUCCCGUGGAACGCGCCUCCUUCUGCACUGUGCUCGCCUGAUAAGCGGCCAUGAGCGGGCCCAGAGCAGACUUUGGCUUGAUACUGCCCCCUGCCCCCCCCCCCCCACUUUGAUAAAGGCAUCCCCACAAGCCUUAUUUUAGAUGGCACUUUUGCCAAGCAGUCCCAGGCCCACCAGUCAGUCACCAGCGGACGUCCAUGCAAUGCUUUACAACCACUCGAUCUCCAUGGGCAGGCGGCAUCUCCUCAGGGUUCUCUACCUUCACGAUUGGAGUAAGUAGAGUAACAAAACCACACCCCGGGACCCAUCUAUGCACUUGUCUCUGCAUCUUAAAUGUUACCUUUCAUUUCCAAAUGAAAACAGA
This is a messenger RNA of Sorex fumeus (smoky shrew), 3277 nucleotides long. It is a transcript of the gene PDE8A, whose product is annotated as phosphodiesterase 8A. Gene Ontology annotation, biological process: cellular response to epidermal growth factor stimulus; signal transduction; positive regulation of ERK1 and ERK2 cascade. Bases 224 to 2653 code for a protein of 809 amino acids. The record is from RefSeq and is a predicted model, not a curated record. Gene Ontology annotation, molecular function: 3',5'-cyclic-AMP phosphodiesterase activity. Lineage: Eukaryota; Metazoa; Chordata; Mammalia; Eulipotyphla; Soricidae. The transcript is spliced from 22 exons.